Messenger RNA from Balaenoptera musculus (blue whale), 2725 nucleotides. It is a transcript of the gene BTBD10, whose product is annotated as BTB domain containing 10. Gene Ontology annotation, biological process: positive regulation of phosphorylation. Gene Ontology annotation, cellular component: cytoplasm. Gene Ontology annotation, molecular function: protein binding. The transcript has 11 exons. Lineage: Eukaryota; Metazoa; Chordata; Mammalia; Artiodactyla; Balaenopteridae. The coding region runs from base 269 to 1801 and encodes 510 amino acids. The record is from RefSeq and is a predicted model, not a curated record.
AGAAGCACCCGAGGAGCCGGCCUGUAACCUGCUGAGGCGGCUCUUGUAGCCGCAGCUGCUGCAGCGCUCGCCGCCGCAGACGCCUCCGGAGGUAUCCAGUUGGGGGGAAAGCGGAGGUGUCGCUGGCCCCGGCCUGUGCCUGGACACUCAAGGGGGACUACAGAUUCAAGUCUCCUCACACCCUUUAUCCUCGGGAAUGGGGUGCAGGGAGGUUAUGGGUGCUUCAUGUGUGCUUUCAGAGCAGUAGUGUGAGGAAGCUUGAAGUGGGAUGGCAGGACGGCCUCAUCCUUAUGACAGUAACUCCAGUGAGCCAGAGAAUUGGGAUCGGAAAUUGCAUAGUAGACCUCGUAAACUUUAUAAACAUUCAAGUGCUCCCUCACGUGUUGCUAAAGGAGUUGUCGAGCACACCAAAAUGAGUCUACAUGGUGCUAGUGGGGGACAUGAGAGAUCAAGAGAUAGACGAAGGUCAAGUGACCGAUCACGAGAUUCAUCUCACGAAAGAACAGAAUCUCAGCUCACUCCUUGUAUUAGAAAUGUUACUUCUCCAACACGACAACACCAUGUUGAACGUGAAAAAGAUCACAGCUCCUCUCGUCCAAGCAGUCCUCGUCCUCAAAAAGCAUCUCCAAGUGGUUCCAGUAGCAGUGCUGGGAACAGCAGCAGAAACAGUAGUCAGUCGAGUUCAGAUGGCAGCUGUAAGACAUCUGGGGAAAUGGUGUUUGUGUAUGAAAAUGCAAAAGAAGGAGCUCGGAAUGUAAGAACGUCAGAACGAGUGACACUAAUAGUGGAUAACACUAGAUUUGUUGUAGACCCAUCCAUUUUUACUGCACAGCCAAAUACAAUGUUGGGCAGGAUGUUUGGAUCUGGCAGAGAACAUAACUUUACACGUCCCAAUGAGAAGGGAGAGUAUGAGGUGGCAGAGGGGAUUGGCUCUACUGUGUUUCGAGCUAUUCUGGAUUACUAUAAAACAGGAAUAAUCCGUUGUCCUGAUGGCAUAUCUAUUCCUGAACUGAGAGAAGCAUGUGACUAUCUUUGUAUCUCUUUUGAAUAUAGUACUAUUAAAUGCAGAGAUCUCAGUGCCCUAAUGCAUGAGUUAUCAAACGAUGGUGCUCGUAGGCAGUUCGAAUUUUACCUGGAAGAAAUGAUUCUGCCUCUCAUGGUAGCUAGUGCCCAGAGUGGGGAACGCGAAUGCCACAUAGUGGUGCUUACAGACGAUGAUGUGGUUGAUUGGGAUGAAGAAUAUCCACCACAGAUGGGAGAAGAAUAUUCACAAAUUCACCUUUUAAGGGAGAUAACUCCACCUGAAAGAGAGAAGGCGAGGAAGGUCCAUCAGUCUAACUCCCUGAAGUGCCCAGCACAUUUGGAAGACUCAACAUGUUUUAUUUAUAGCACAAAAUUAUAUAGAUUUUUCAAGUACAUUGAAAACAGAGAUGUGGCCAAAUCAGUUUUGAAGGAGAGGGGUCUUAAGAAGAUUAGAUUGGGAAUAGAAGGUUAUCCAACCUACAAAGAAAAAGUAAAGAAAAGGCCUGGGGGCCGCCCAGAAGUGAUUUACAACUAUGUCCAAAGACCCUUUAUUCGAAUGUCUUGGGAGAAGGAAGAAGGAAAGAGUCGGCAUGUAGACUUUCAGUGUGUAAAGAGUAAAUCUAUCACCAACCUUGCAGCAGCUGCAGCUGACAUUCCCCAGGACCAGCUGGUAGUCAUGCACCCAACUCCUCAAGUGGAUGAGCUGGAUAUUCUCCCUAUCCAUCCCCCUUCUAGCAACAAUGACCUCGAUCCUGACGCACAGAAUCCGAUGCUGUGAUGGUGAUGUUGCUUGAAACCAUAGCAUGCUACUCUUUGCAGUGACGCUGCACUCUCCUCAUCCUGCACUGCAAGGCCACUCUCUGCAUUGUGAGAUGCACAGAACAAUGUUUAGGAUAUUGCAGUGUAGACUUUUUUAAAGACCAAAGGUAGCUGAAUGGUUUUUUAAAUGAGUACAACUCUAGCAUCUUGAGGUUCCAGUUAUAUAAAUGUAUUUGUUUACCGGUAGGUUUGUGAAAUUGGUUCUUGGUAUGGGGGGACAGUCCUUUUUCACACAUCUAGAUCUUUUCAGAAGUGGCAGAAAUUGGCAGCUGGGGUACUUUCAGUCUAGGUUGAUAUUCAUCACACCCCAGAUAAAAUGUAGAAUAUUAUAUAGUUGCACUUUAUAUAUGGUGGUCAAGUGGAAAUGUUCAAACCAUUUUUAUAGUUGUGAUGCACAAUAUAAUUUAAAUAAGUGCUUCUAUCAAAGUAUUCCUUCAGUGAAAUGUGUAUAGUUUGCUGCCCAUGAUGAGCAAAAAAUGAGUAUCAUUGGGCUUAUUUGAAUGAUUAGGAUGAGAUUCAAUGCCCGUAUUCUUAUCAGUUAUCUUCAGUGCCGUUUUCAUCCUUUUCAAGUGAGUCACAUGCAGGGAGUGUGAACGUCAGGUGGUUUAUUAUCCAGUCUGCCUUACCCUUAAUCUGUCCAGAUAUUUAUUUACUAACGAUUUUUUUUUGAGUUAUGGUAUAGGAAGAUGAAGUGUUUGCUCUUCAUUUACUAAAUGAUUGUAAACUCGUUUUUCAUCAAAAUAAAAUUCCAUUGUUUUAAUGUUUCUGAUCUUUAUAACCACCUUGACCAGAUUUUCCAUCUCAUAAUUAGCAGAUAUCCUGUCUUGGUGUCAGUAUAACUAGAAACCAGGUAGCUGAAGGAACUCCAGUUUGGUAUAUGUGU